GUCACUAUCGCCGUCCUUCCCUUCCUUCCUUCCUUCCUUCAACUCAUCCCAAACAAAAAAAAGGGAUUAAUUAGUGUUAUCCGGUGGAUGGAGCAUAUAAAGGAGAUGCCUUUCCAUGAGUAACUGCACCAGGAGGCUGAGCAAAGCAAUACCCACAAAGCCAAUUUGCUAUUGGGUUCUCUCUCUCUCUCUCUCUCUCUCUCUCUCUCUCUCUCUCUCUUUCUCUUCUGUUGGGUGGGUCAGCAAUGGCGGAUUCCGAGAGGUUUCAGGGGGCACAAGGGUCGGAGGAGGAGCAGAGGCUGAUGGAGGGCAUGGCUGUUUUGGAUUUCGACAUGCUCUGCUCAACUGUAGCUCUGCAGGCGGCGCAGGGCAAGUGGAAGAGCCUCGAUGGCGGGAUUGAGGGGGAGGAAGCCGCCGUUCUCGGGGAUUUCGGGGUUGGGGUCCUCAGGAUGUGGGAGGGUGAGGUUCUUGAUUGCUUUGAGGACAGGCGCAUCGCCCUUCAGUCUGCCUGCUGCCCUUGCUACAGAUUUGGGAAAAACAUGAAAAGAGCUGGGUUUGGUUCUUGCUUCAUGCAGGGGGGAUUUCAUUUAUUUCUUCUUUUGUGUGCUUUCGUCAAUGGAGUCGCCUUUGCUGUAACCAGGCGGCACUAUUUCCUGUACUUGGCAGCUGCUUUUACAAUAUCUAUUGUGAUAUAUUUAGGUUUCUUCCGCGCACAGAUUAGAAAGAAGUUCAAUAUCAAGGGUAGUGACAAUUCUGGAGAUGAUUGCCUAUACCAUUUGCUUUGCCCAUGCUGCACGCUUUGUCAGGAAUCCCGAACACUAGAGAUGAACAACGUCCAAGAUGGGAUUUGGCACGGCCGAGGUGACACGAUAUGUAUUGGUACUUACGGUGAUGGGGACAAGGCAUUUGUCGAGGUGAACUUGCCCCCAAUCUUGCCUACCAAAUCGCCUGAUCCGUGCAGCAUGCAGAAGAUCACAGCCGAGAGCUAAUGUACGUCUGAAGAAUGAAGAGAAGAUUGGACUAACUGAGGAAUCGGUGAAGCCACUCUUGAUGUUUGGUACAAAGGGAUGGGAGCAUUACCAAGAUGGAGUCCCAGAAAUAGCACUAUCAUCCAUGGCGAUCCCGUUGCUUUCUUCUUACUAGACGUGGCAGCAAAACUGAUGUCUCAGCUUGCGGUUCGGUGACCUCCGGGGGGUUUGGCCUUAGUGGUUAAGGAGGAGCUCAAGUAUUCAUCCGAUCCUGGGUUUGCAACCCCUUGGAGCUACCGGAGCACCUUUGGAGUGAUUACCCGUUCCGUGAGUCGUAGGAGUUCAUGGAGUUCCAAGGAUUAGUUAGGGGGGGGAAGAGCUUGUGGUUCGGUGAAUUGGACGAAGAUAAUGUCUUGCGACAUAAGUGAACAGAGAAAAGGCCCAUUGGUUCAGUUCUUGUCUGACGCAGGCUGUCUUAUGAGCCGACGGUUUCGUAUUUGUUGUGUGUUACAGAGAAAUAUUUGGACGGUAGAUUCGACUAGGUCAACCAAAUGUAAGUACAUGAGCUGCUAGAAUUUUAUGUACCAAAGUCUUAGUUGUCAUCAGCUGGGCUGCUGUUUGUGUAUGUCUAAUAAAUUGAUUGAUGAAGAAUUUCAAUGUUUGUUGAAUGUGCAUGCUUAAAUUUAAAUAUUA
Molecule: messenger RNA, 1661 nt
Organism: Punica granatum (pomegranate)
Lineage: Eukaryota; Viridiplantae; Streptophyta; Magnoliopsida; Myrtales; Lythraceae
Source: RefSeq, a predicted model, not a curated record